CACCUGAUCCUGUUAUAAUGUAUGAAGCUCACAGUUACACUUUUUGUUUUUUAGAUGAAGGUUUUGAUCUCUCCUCCCCUGAAAAGACACGUCAACCAUGCCGUGAAGCUGAUGGUUCAGAUGUAGAUGGUAAGUAAUGUUUGAAUCUUGAAGACAUGUACCACGAGAGGUAACAAUACCUAAUGUUUUUACUAAUAGCUUCUCAUGCAUUUCUGCUACAGAUGAUUGUUCAGGAGCAAACCUGAAGAAAAAACCCACACCAAAUAAGAACAGACGACGACGACAGACCAAGAGUGGGGAAACAAAGUGUAAGUUGUUUUUUAUGACAUGAUUCAAAUCUCUGUUUUGUGUCAAGCUCAGUUAAUAAAACACCUGAUCCUGUUAUAAUGUAUGAAGCUCACAGUUACACUUUUUGUUUUUUAGAUGAAGGUUUUGAUCUCUCCUCCCCUGAAAAGACACGUCAACCAUGCCGUGAAGCUGAUGGUUCAGAUGUAGAUGAUGAUUGUUCAGGAGCAAACCUGAAGAAAAAACCCACACCAAAUAAGAACAGACGACGACGACAGACCAAGAGUGGGGAAACAAAGUAUGAAGGUUUUGAUCUCUCAUCCCCUGAAAAGAGACUUAAAUCAUGCCAUGAAGCUGAUGGUUCAGAUGUAGAUGAUGAUUGUUCAGGAGCAAACCUGAAGAAAAAACCCACACCAAAUAAGAACAGACGACGACGACAGACCAAGAGUGGGGAAACAAAGUAUGAAGGUUUUGAUCUCUCAUCCCCUGAAAAGACACGUCAACCAUGCCGUGAAGCUGAUGGUUCAGAUGUAGAUGAUGAUUGUUCAGGAGCAAACCUGAAGAAAAAACCCACACCAAAUAAGAACAGACGACGACGACAGACCAAGAGUGGGGAAACAAAGUAUGGAGGUGCUGAUCUCUCCUUCCUUGAAAAGCGACUUAAGUCAUGCCGUGAAGAUGGUAGUUCAGAAUCAGAUGUAGAUGAUGAGUGUUCAGGAGCAAACCUGCUGAAAAAAACCACACCAAAUAAAAAAAUAGGACGACAGACCAAAAGUGCCAAAGUGUCGGCCAAGGUAAAUGUGAAGAGACCAUGGAGUGAGGCAGAGAGGAGUGCAGUACACAAACAUUUGGCCAAGUUUAUAGCCGAGCGCAGAGUUCCUGGAAAACUGCCAUGCAUGAAGUGCAUAGAGGAAGAAGAAGCCCUAAAUGAACGAUCUUGGAAGGAUGUGAAGAAUUUUGUGUACAACACAAUUGUAACUCUAAAUCGGAGAUCUGCUUCAAGAAAACUAAACUUUUAAAGGCUAAAUGUGGUCUUAUUCUCAAUCUCGCUUUCUCUGUUUCUCACUUUUCCUUUUUUUUUGGUUUUAACAUUUUGUUGUAACGUUUACUGUUUUCUGAAAUUGUGAACAAAAUAAAUGUUCAUCUGGUUACUGCAGAUGGUAUCUCUCUUGCAGCUUUUUGGAAAUUGCGGGAUGGUGGGUAUAUAUAUUGCUAAAAUUUGGUUCCUUUAGUAUAAUUAAUAAUUGCACAGGAAACUCUUUGCAUUUUAGUACUGUAGUCAGAUUAUAAUAACAAACAUAUUUAGUUUUUUAAAAACCCCAGUUUGUGGCUUGCAUGAUGAAACAUAAAAUGGCAAAGAUGGUUGAAAGCUAAAUCAAUGUAGUUCAAACAAUACAUUGACAAAUGAACUCAAUAGCGCCCCCAUGAAAAUGUCCUCGCUCUGCUGGUAAAAAACUUUUUCUUUCCCUUUGUUUUAUUAAGAAUCUGAGGUGAUAACUAGGCUCAUGGGCACCCCUAGUGUUAGAAUAUAACAUUUGUUUAUCUCAAAUUAAAGCAGAAAUGGUGGUCCUCAUACUGCAGGUUAAUUUACCCGGUCCUCAUUUUGGUAGUUGUACAGGAAUGUGUGUGUGUGUGUGUGUGUGUGUGUGUGUGUGUGUGUG
Messenger RNA from Misgurnus anguillicaudatus (oriental weatherfish), 1946 nucleotides. The record is from RefSeq and is a predicted model, not a curated record. Lineage: Eukaryota; Metazoa; Chordata; Actinopteri; Cypriniformes; Cobitidae.